GUGAGCCGCUGGCGGCGGCAGCGGCCCUCGGGCAAGACAGAUGGGGUGAGAGACAGCGCCCGGUCCGGCUGUCAGCGCGGCCCCAGCCCCGCCGCGAGGGAGCCCCUCCUCCCCGCCGUGUGCGCCGCGCUCCCUCAGGGAACCAUGGCGUCCAGCGAGGAGGACGGAGGCGGCAACGGCGCGGUGGAGGAGAAGGAGAACGGCAAGAAGAAGAAGAAGCUGGGCGUCCUGGCCACGACAUGGCUCAUCUUCUACAACGUCGCCAUGACGGCGGGGUGGCUGGUAUUAGGUAUUGCCAUGGUGCGGUUUUAUAUACAGAAAGGAACACAUAGAGGCUUAUUCAGAAGCGUUCAAAAGACGCUUAAAUUUUUCCAGACAUUUGCUUUGCUUGAGGUAAUCCACUGUGCAGUUGGAAUAGUUCGCACAUCUGUGCUUGUGACUGGGGUCCAAGUGAGUUCAAGAAUCUUCAUGGUGUGGUUCAUUGCACACAGUAUAAAACAGAUCCAGAAUGAGGAGAGUGUUAUUCUUUUUCUGGUCGUAUGGACUGUGACAGAGAUUACUCGAUAUUCCUUCUACACAUUCAACCUGCUCAACCAUUUGCCAUACUUCAUUAAAUGGGCCAGAUACAACUUUUUUAUCAUUUUGUAUCCUGCUGGAGUUGCAGGUGAACUGCUAACCAUAUAUGCUGCUUUACCCUACGUGAAGAAAACAGGAAUGUUUUCACUGAGACUUCCCAACAAAUACAACGUCUCCUUUGACUACUAUUACUUCCUUAUUAUUGUCAUGUUCUCCUAUGUGCCAUUAUUUCCACAACUCUACUUCCACAUGCUGCGGCAGAGAAGAAGGGUGCUUCAUGGAGAAGUGAUUGUGGAAAAGGACGAUUGAAUCAAGCUGUGUAACCAUGGUGCUUUCAGUGGAAAGAAAAGAAGAGAGGGUAAAGACCCAAAACUUCCUCUGAUUUUAAACAUGGAACAAGAAUAAACAACUGUGCCUGUGCCUGUGGACUGUA
This is a messenger RNA of Passer domesticus (house sparrow), 1009 nucleotides long. RefSeq names its product 3-hydroxyacyl-CoA dehydratase 1 (gene HACD1). Gene Ontology annotation, molecular function: 3-hydroxyacyl-CoA dehydratase activity. Gene Ontology annotation, biological process: dephosphorylation; sphingolipid biosynthetic process; fatty acid elongation. NCBI's taxonomy places the organism in Eukaryota, Metazoa, Chordata, Aves, Passeriformes, Passeridae. The transcript is spliced from 7 exons. Bases 145 to 885 code for a protein of 246 amino acids. The record is from RefSeq and is a predicted model, not a curated record. Gene Ontology annotation, cellular component: endoplasmic reticulum membrane.